Messenger RNA from Diaporthe citri, 561 nucleotides. RefSeq lists its product as uncharacterized. NCBI's taxonomy places the organism in Eukaryota, Fungi, Ascomycota, Sordariomycetes, Diaporthales, Diaporthaceae. The record is from RefSeq and is a predicted model, not a curated record. Bases 1 to 561 code for a protein of 186 amino acids. The transcript has 2 exons.
AUGAAGGCCUCCAUCGUUAGCGCAUCUCUCUUCGCCGCGGCGGUCACCGCUCACGGCAACAUCACCUUCCCUCCAGCGAGGCAGGCAGGUGCCGCCAUGGCGGCCGUAUGCGGACAGGCUGCCGUUGACACUAUCAACUCGGACCCAACGAUCCCUCUUGAGGACGUGACGGCCGGAUCAACGCAAUGCAACCUGGGCCUCUGCAGGGGCGCGCAGUUCGAGGACAACGCGGAGCAGGUGCAGCAGUUCGCCCCCGGCCAGGUCGUCGACAUGGAGGCCAUCAUCCCGAUCCCGCACGCGGGGCCGAUGAACACGAGCAUCGUCGACACGGCGACCAACACGGCCGUCGGGGCCCCGCUCAUCUCGUUCGACGUCUACGCCGACGAGAACCUCGCCCAGCUCCCCGCCAACAACACCGCCUUCAGCGUCACCAUGCCGACGGACCUCGCCCCGGGCCAGUGCGCCGUCGCGGGCGAGUGCGUGCUGCAGUGGUUCUGGUUCGGGACGAACGCGCAGCAGACGUAUGAGUCUUGUGUUGACUUCGUCAUGGUUCAGCAGUAG